UUCGACACGUCAUCUCAUCUUCCCUCGUCCCUUUUCUUUAUUUUUCUUUCUUUAUUUCCUCCGAUGUGAUUGAUCUAAGCCGACAAGCGACGGUAUCGUUCGUCUGGGAUAAGGAUUAGGGUUAGGGUUUGGUUGGUUGCAUCAGAGGGAGGAGGUCGAUCAUGACGGGCAAGGCGAAGCCGAAGAAACACACGGCGAAGGAGAUCGCGUCGAAGGUCGACGCGGCGACGACGAAUCGGGGCGGCGGUAAGGCGGGACUGGCGGACCGGUCGGGCCACGACAAGGGCGGCCACGCCAAGCUGGAGUGUCCCCUCUGCAAGACCACCGCCCCCGACAUCAAGUCCAUGCAGAUCCACCACGACGCCCGCCACCCCAAGGUCCCAUUCGACGAGUCCAAGCUCAUCAACCUUCACGUCAGCUGCGCCCCCGAGACCUCCAAGGGCCGCCCCGGCGUCCGCGGCAGCUUCAAGAAGUAGCUUCCUCUGGUGAUUGAUGUCAUCGGUAAUACCACUAGAGAUUGCUCCUCAGUUUGCCCUUUCCCUGCUUCUAGCAAUAUUAGUAUCUUCAUCUUCGUCAUUGCUGCUGUCUUGAACGAUGUGUUUCUUGCCCGCCUUUCCACCCAUGGCCAGAUCCUUGUCGCCCCCGAGCUGUUUGUUCUUUUGUGUUUGUGCGCUUGAGCGAUUGGUCUUAAGUGUGGCAGGCAGGUAUAAUGUUCGUGCGGUGGAGAGAACAUAGGGACAUGUGAUCAAGUUGUCAUGAACAGCUGGAUGUUCGACUUUAUAAUUGCCUAUGGUAGUUCUACUACUAUUGGUUUGUUCGAUCCAAUUAAUCGCCUCCCUUUCUAGUUUCCUA
Messenger RNA from Musa acuminata AAA Group (dessert banana), 852 nucleotides. Its product is annotated as protein METHYLENE BLUE SENSITIVITY 1-like. The coding region runs from base 162 to 476 and encodes 104 amino acids. The transcript has a single exon. Lineage: Eukaryota; Viridiplantae; Streptophyta; Magnoliopsida; Zingiberales; Musaceae. The record is from RefSeq and is a predicted model, not a curated record.